AUUGUAUGUACGGCCGUGUAAAACGCACAGUGAACACACAGUUACACAGGUCAGAUGUACACUAACUUUGUGUAUUACAACCACAAACAGAAACUGCCCUCGUCAUUGUCGUGUCAUUUGCCACUCAACUACCGAAGGGGUCUUACCAUACCAUACCCUACCACACCAUACACCAUACCAUACCAUACCAUCACUUCUAUAACAUUUUAUGCUCACAACUUCAUGGGAAGGAGAGAGCGAGAGUUGAGCCGAGGAUAAGGCAAGUGUUGUCAACUUAGUUAAGACGCUUCCAAAUACAAGUUAAUGUCUCUCAUGAGACACUCGAAUACCUAUUUUUCAAAUACUUUGAGCCAAAGGUCGUUAUCCUUUGCCCACAAUAAAAGUGUUGUCCAUUUGAGGGGUGGGCUGACUCCUCACUCGUUUAUGCCUACUCUACCUGACAGAGACCUACUGUACCACAAGACCCACCGCAGUCAUCAAAUUUAGCUCACAUUAAACGCCAACUCCUUUUCGUGUCAUUCAUUUUCGACACUCUGUUUGAAAAGUGUUUCAUGAGUGCACAGAACUUAAUGCCGAGCGCUUCAGCACCGUCUACGACAGGCCAGGCCACUGGUGCCACACCAGCCUCUGCCACAUCCAACUCUCCCGGCGCCGGAGCGAUCACUCCCGUAUCGAUAGCAGGGCCCCCACGCGCCCCAUCCAGUGCCACACCGUGUUGUGAGUCCGGACGACCCGUCCUAACCGAUCCCAUCACUGGCCAAACUGUGUGCUCGUGUCAAUACGACGCCCAUUUGCUCAACUAUCAACGUUUGGCCGCUUCCACGGGUCUACCCCUAGGCAUGUACGGACCCGCGGCCGCCGCCGCUUACGGCGCCGCCGCCGGCGGUGAAGGCUUUCUACCCAUACCUCCAGAACAGCUCCAAUCGGCCUUUUAUUCCCCGACCGCGAAUGGGUUUGACUUGAAGGAGAAUCUGGAGGCCUGGAGGAACCUGCCCUAUGCCGCCGCCGCAUCCAUGUAUUAUCCUUAUGAUGGCGGAGCACUCGCUGGUUAUCCAUUCGCUAAUGGGUAUGGCAUGGAUUUGAAUGGCGCUCGACGUAAAAACGCCACCCGAGAGACGACGAGUACACUGAAGGCAUGGCUGAGCGAACACCGAAAGAAUCCCUACCCAACCAAAGGAGAGAAAAUAAUGCUCGCAAUCAUCACUAAAAUGACAUUAACUCAAGUGAGCACUUGGUUCGCGAACGCCAGAAGACGGCUGAAGAAGGAGAAUAAGAUGACGUGGUCUCCGAGGAAUAGGUGCGACGACGACGACGAUGACGGCAAAGACGGGUCCGGCAGUGGUAUCAAUGAUAGAGAUGGCAGAGACGGAGAGACCAAUUCUCACCGGAGAGAUCGCGAUGAAGGCGAUUCUGAUAUCGUCGACAUCGAAGAGGACUCUAAUCCUGGCGGACACUCCGGCAAAAGGCGUGACACGGGUUCUCCCCUCUCGGAUGUGGGCUCUCUGUCCGACAUCGGAGACUCGGAUGCCUCGCAAUCGGCGAAUAACGCCAACCCAUUGCUGUCGCACUCUUCACAUCUGCAUCACACCAUUCCACUCAAUAAACCCAGAAUCUGGUCCAUUGUAGACACGGCUACCAGUAAUAACAGUUCCUCAUUAUUACCGCUGCCGCCAAACGCUAUGAAACAAGCGAUGGCCAGUAAUGCGGGUCCAGGACUCGGACCCAUUUCGCCGUCAGUCGCCGCUAUAGCAGCCAACAGAGCGGCGCGACUCGACUACCUGUCGCCGUAUUCAAAGCCCGGCGCUCCUCAUCACUGGUACAAUGCGGGCAACUUUGCCGGCGGUCCGCCCGGCGCCGCAUUCUCGCCUUUAUAUCCAUGCCCUCCGUCAGCAAUGAUGGGUCAUCUCACUGUACCUCCCGGUGCCCACAACAGCAUACCUCCACAUAUCGCCGCCGCGGCCGCAGAAUCAUCGCUAAAUAGGUUACGAUCGGCAGCGGCCGCUGUGGCCGGCGUUUCAGUGUCCGGCUCUUCUCAGGACAACAUCGCAGCCAUUAAUAAGACCAUUACAUCCAUUGGUGAGCGAACUUCUAAUGGCACUAACAUUAAUACAAAAUCAUGACAAUUAUGAUAAUUGUGAUCAAGUGUUUAAUUUAUAUAUAAAUAUAAUAUACGAACUCCAAAACCAUAAAACAAACAUAAAAUUUGUAUAGUAUUUGGCCUACAAUUAGAAGACGGCUUAUACUAUAAUUGUACAGAAAAAUUGAGAAAAUAUUGUAUAAUAAUAAUUGUGAGACAACUCUCAUCGACAAGUAUUUUGUUGUUCACUCAAUACAAUCGAUUGGCGAAUCGUUAUUGAGAUGUCUGUGAAUUAACUCAUUGUAAAAGCAUAUCAAAUGUGCGCCUAUUUAUCAGUUAUGUUUAUAUCCGAGUGCCGUCUCCGUUGACUUCAUUGACUCCGAUGUAAUGCCAAUGUAUAGUACAUGUGAUGGUAAUGAUAUCUGGACUCAAUGGUGAUGUAGUCCAGCCCCGACAUCAUCGACAACUCAAAUGCUCUUUGUUAUCAAUGAUUGAGUUUUACAUCUGCUAUGAGAAUGCUUUAACGUUAAGGUCAGUCUAUUAUAUGAAAUUGAGGACAAACGGCAAUAAUAUAAAUAAUAUAAUUAUUAUCUAAAUUAGUGGAUGUGAUGGGGAUAUGAGAGCAGACACUAAAGUUUUGCCUCUAAAAUAAUGCUCUAUUAGUUGAACAUAACACUAAUACUGUAUAACAAAUAUAUAUAAAAGUGCAGUAAAUGUUGCACACAAUUAGAUAACAUUGUAAUAAUAAGUCAUACAAACAGACUAUACAAGUAUAUGAUAUAAAAGAGGCGAUCGAUUGAACGAUAAUUUGAUAUUUUGAAUGAUUUGGAUGAAGACGUAAACUAACAUUUGAGUGACAAAACACAGGACAGACUAAAUGCUAACUUAUAUUCAAUUACAUAACAGACAAACUAAAUGCACAAAUAUUUGUCAGACUAUUUAAUAAGUUGUUUUUUAAUUUUAACUGAUUUAUAACUUUGUAUAUUUAAUUUGUUUAACACAUCUAACAAACAAAAAACAACAACCAAUGUAUUUAAAUGUACUUCAGAUUGAAUGUACUCUUUUUGAGUCUUAGUUUCAUGUUUUCUCUCAUAAUUUUCUCGUAAACAUUAUAUCAAAUCUCUCUUCGCAUUCAUUCGUCCGUUUGUUUGUAACAAAUAUUCUAACAUUUCAUAUAAACUGAUAAAAUAUUUGUUAAAUAUUAGAGUUAUUUCUUAUUACAUAUUAUUUUCGACGCCUGUAUUCAU
Medioppia subpectinata is the source of this 3324-nucleotide messenger RNA. NCBI's taxonomy places the organism in Eukaryota, Metazoa, Arthropoda, Arachnida, Sarcoptiformes, Oppiidae. The record is from the annotation of a GenBank genome assembly.